Brugia malayi is the source of this 1731-nucleotide messenger RNA. RefSeq names its product NLI interacting factor-like phosphatase family protein (gene Bma-fcp-1). The coding region runs from base 1 to 1731 and encodes 576 amino acids. The record is from RefSeq and is a predicted model, not a curated record. Gene Ontology annotation, cellular component: nucleus. Gene Ontology annotation, molecular function: RNA polymerase II CTD heptapeptide repeat phosphatase activity. The transcript has 11 exons. Lineage: Eukaryota; Metazoa; Nematoda; Chromadorea; Rhabditida; Onchocercidae.
AUGGAAAGUAAAACAGAUAUAAUAUAUGAUGAUGAGGAAGAGGGUGAGGUGGUUAAUUGGAAAGUCACCGAUGGUGCUUACGUAUCUGCUGAUGCUGUUCUUCUCAUCUACGAUAGUAAAAGUGGUGAGAAAAAAUCGUUAAAAGCUUCUGUAUCCGGUGUUGUUAGCAUUGAUACUACCAUUAAAAAAGGGAAUAAAUUAAAAAAAGGUAUGACUGUUGCCAGUCUACGAGCCUGUAGUCAUGCAAUUGUUAUCAAAGAUAUGUGCGCAUCGUGCGGCAAAGAUUUAAGAGGUAAGCCAGGAACAUCUGGAGAUUUAGCGGAAGCCAGUACUGCAAACGUAUCGAUGAUACAUCAUGUUCCUGAACUGAUCGUUUCUGAUGAGCUGGCUCGAAAGAUAGGCAAUCGAGAUCGUGAACUGCUCUUAAAAGCACACAAAUUGGUGUUGUUGGUUGAUUUAGACCAAACACUUAUACAUACAACCAAUCAUACUUUUAACUUGGAAAACGAUACGGAUGUUUUGCAUUAUAAACUAAAAGGGACUGAUUUUUACACUAAAAUUCGUCCACAUGCACACGAAUUUUUGCGACGUAUGGCUAGCCUCUAUGAAAUGCAUAUAAUCAGUUACGGCGAAAGACAAUACGCACAUCGUAUCGCGGAAUUUUUAGAUCCUGAGAAGAUAUAUUUUGGCCACAGGAUAUUGUCACGCGAUGAAUUAUUUUCUGCAAUGUAUAAAACACGAAAUAUGCAAGCGUUAUUUCCAUGUGGUGAUCAUAUGAUUGUAAUGAUUGAUGACAGGCCUGAUGUUUGGCAAUACUCAGAUGCUCUUAUUCAGGUUAAACCAUAUCGAUUCUUUAAAGAAAUUGGUGACAUUAAUGCUCCAAGAAACGAGAAAGGUGAACCAAUUCUUUCUGGCAGUUACGCAGAACAAGAUAUGGAAUCAGAAGAUGAUGAAACACUGGAAUAUAUUGCUCUUGUCCUGACCAAAGUACAUAGUGCUUUUUAUGAGCUCUUUGACAGUGCAAAAGUAAACCGUUUUCCGGACUUGAAAGGAAUAAUAUCAUAUCUUCGAAAACAAGUGUUACGUGAAUGCUCGAUAGUACUCAGUGGCAUUGUACCCGUUGGUGUUGAUAUUAAGAAAACAGAAGUGUAUCGUUUAUGUGUGCAGUUCGGUGCAGUUGUUACUGACAACGUGAAUAAUUCCACAACUCACGUGAUCGCGGCACGAUGGGGCACAACGAAAGUUCAUGAAGCAGAAAAACUAUCAAAUAUACACAUAGUGAAUCCCAAAUGGUUAUUUACCUGCGUCGAAAGAUGGGAAAAGGCGGAUGAAAAAGAAUUUGAAUUAUUGAAAGAUGAAGCACGAAGCACGGAAAAACUUCAAGGUGGCAUUAUCGUCGUUGAUGAAAUCUCAAGAUUGCCAACACUUGGUAAAGAAACUUUGUCGCUUAUGACUGGCGAAGUUGAUGAAGCAUUAUCAGAGGAUGUAUCCGAUAAUGAUGAUGAAAAUCUAGAAGAAAAAUCAAUGAAAACUUUAUCCUCAAAAGAAGAAAGUUCUGUGAAACGAAGAUCAGAAGAGAACGAGGAGGAAGAUAGUGCUUCAUCCGCUAAGAAACAAGCUUUAGAAAAUGUGGAAGAGAAUGAAUCUGAGAAAUCAUCGUGCUCUGUUGAAUCAGAAUCAGGUGAUGACGAUAUGGCAGCUGAUGUUGAACGGCAAUUUUUUGCAAUGUAA